AACAACAGAGAAUAAUCAGGACAACUCUUACUAUCAUUGGAAGCCCUAGGUCCCUAGCUAUUGCUCAAAAUUUCAUCUCAUCUAUUUCAAACGAAGGCACAAGAAGACCUAGGCGACAGGCGGGGCAUGAGCCAUGAGUUUGGCAAAUGAGAGCAUGAAGAAGGGUGGGGCGACAGGCGGGGCGACUCCGGGAUCUUCUCCGGGGAUUGCCGGCGUUGCCCUUUCCAGCGGGAGGAGGCGGGUGGGCGGCCGGUUCUGGGCGCUAGCCGAUGAAGGCGCCGGGGACUCGGACGACGACGACGGCGACCUGCUUGUCGGGCCGUCGGGCGUUCCGUCUCCUUCUCCUUCCGACGUCAUUUGCGAGGCCUUUCGGCUUGGGUACCCGGAGGACGAGGUGGCUCUGCUCGUAUAUCGGGCUAUCCCCUCCGAUGAUCCGGCGAGGAUGGGACUACGGGCGGAGGACAAGAUCGAGAUCGUCAGGCGGGUAGUUCACCGGCGUACGGCGACGACGGCGAUCCGACCUUGGAAGGGUCCUCUACCUAAGGUUAUUUUCCGAGCCACGGCCAUGAUCCGUUCAUGGUCGCUACUCACUCCGAUGGUGGCCAGGGAGCAUUUGGUUACUGGAUCUAUCCGCUGGGAGAUGGUAGCUCGGGAUAUCUUCAACCGGUUUGGAUGGCGGUCAUGUAAUAGGAUAGGCAAUUAGUUUACCUAUCUAUAUUUAGCCAGCCGGUUGUGGCGUCUUAUCUUGGCUAGUCUGUGUGUCCAGCCUCUUUUGCUCUGUGUGAGCUGUCUUUUUAUUACUUUUCAGUCGGAGACUAUGGAACCUUGUUGGAACCUUUUCUUUUGUUAAUAAGAUGGCCGUAUGCAUCACUCUGAU
Molecule: messenger RNA, 877 nt
Organism: Triticum aestivum (bread wheat)
Lineage: Eukaryota; Viridiplantae; Streptophyta; Magnoliopsida; Poales; Poaceae
Exons: 2
Coding region: 134-703 (189 amino acids)
Source: RefSeq, a predicted model, not a curated record